Molecule: messenger RNA, 804 nt
Organism: Malania oleifera
Lineage: Eukaryota; Viridiplantae; Streptophyta; Magnoliopsida; Santalales; Ximeniaceae
Product: cypmaclein-like
Exons: 3
Coding region: 175-471 (98 amino acids)
Source: RefSeq, a predicted model, not a curated record
AAAACAUGCACAUAUUUUGCUCCUUCAAUACUUUCCCAUACAGCUCGCCUAUCCCACUCCUAGUCUCCUACACCCUCUCCAUCUCUCCCUCUCUCCCAGUCCCUCCCUUCCCUUCCAAUAUUUUCUCCCACUUUCUUUUCCCGGUGGGUAUUGGAAUUCCGGCAGACCGCGGAAAUGGCUAAGUCCAUGACAACUCUGCUUCUCGCAUUCUUCUUCUGCUUUGUCCUAAUCCACCAGGAGAUCCACAGUGGAAAGGCAUUGGCAGCUCAUCAUAAGGGUAGAAAAAUAGAUUGCAGGUCGGAGUGCAAAAGGAGAUGCAGCAAGGCGUCGAGGCACAAGCUGUGCAUAAGGGCAUGCAACGCCUGUUGCCACCGCUGCAACUGCGUCCCUCCCGGCACCGCCGGCCACGCUGACGUCUGCCCUUGCUAUGCCCACCUGACCACCCACGGCGGUCGGAAGAAAUGCCCUUAGAAAAAUUACUAGCUACUGCGCGUUGCACAUGCAUGCAUGCAUGCAUGCAUGAGUCGUUCCACUGAAGAUUAGUAAAUAAAAACCCAUCCGAGGAUACAAGAAAGCUAGCUAGCUAGGGGUCAAGCUGCCAUUUCAUUUUUAUCCACUAUCUUCUACUACAAUGUGUUACUCUCUCUCUCAUUCUCUCUGGUUUAUUUCUUAUAAACCUGUUCUUCGCUCUUGUUGUCCCAUACUCUGUUACUGUUUGCCUAGUUUCUGAAAUCUUGUUUAGUUUUUAAUUUCCACCUCCUGAUGUGGUACCUGUUUAAUCAAUGUCAAUAUGUUUGUAUGUCA